This is a messenger RNA of Tribolium madens (black flour beetle), 2811 nucleotides long. RefSeq names its product centromere/kinetochore protein zw10 homolog (gene Zw10). Lineage: Eukaryota; Metazoa; Arthropoda; Insecta; Coleoptera; Tenebrionidae. The record is from RefSeq and is a predicted model, not a curated record. The coding region runs from base 77 to 2179 and encodes 700 amino acids. Gene Ontology annotation, biological process: endoplasmic reticulum to Golgi vesicle-mediated transport; mitotic spindle assembly checkpoint signaling. The transcript has a single exon. Gene Ontology annotation, cellular component: RZZ complex.
GGUGCUCCUGUCUGGUGACUUAUUUGAAUCUGUCAAAUAAAACUGUCAGUUAGUUUUUCGGAAAAAACUCCUCAAAAUGGGUUCUUUCCUCGCCGAAGUGUUAUCAUCCGCUGAAAAAAUGGAAAUCCAGCACGUUAACACAAAGUGCCCCGAACUCGCAUCCCUCGUGGAGUCCUGCAAGCGCGAAGUCUUGUCCCACUUGGAGAACCUCUACGUGCAGUUCAGCGAACGCCCCAGGAGGAAUAAAGCGUUGGCUGAUAAAAUCGCCAGACUUGAAGACGACAUAAAGACCCUUAAAGACAACGUGGAAGRAUUGAAGCGGUCCGAAUUAACAAAAUCCGAGUGUGAGCUCCAGAAACACACUGAGACACUCACCAGGGCCAAUAUUGAGAUUUCCCUCGUGACGGCGGUGUUUCAAAUGCAUGAGGCGCUUUUGAAAACACGGGAGUUGCAAGAGGAGGAGUCGUUUUUUUCUUGCGUGAAGGAAUUCAAGAGAAUUAAGGAGUUGAGUGACAGGUUAGACCUCGAGGAGAAUUUGGAGGUUGUGGAGGAGAUGAAAAUGGAGGCUUACUCAGUGAAAGCUUCCCUGCAUCGAACUUUAAGAAACUUGUUCCAAGAUCGAGUCAAGUGCCAAGCUGGGAGCAACAAAAGUGUCUUGAAAAUCAAAAACGAUGAACAACUCGAAGAUGUUUUGUUGGCUUUGUAUUUGGAUAACCAUUCUGUUGCUGUGUUGGAUGGCGUGACCAAGUUUUUAUGGAACCAUGUUUUUGUCCCCGUUGUGGACUCCACAAAUGAGGUUAAAAUCCACCAAGAGGACGGUUUCAGUGUCCUUGAGGUGGUCACAGUUGACCCUAACAAAAAAUCCUCAUACGUUGAAGUUUUCGCUAAGAUAAAAUCGAUUUUAGCGUUUUUAUUGGACAAUUUUGAUGUUAGUCUACUCGAGGAUUUGUCGACUUUAAACUACAUCGGGCGCGACCUCCGAGACAACUUAUCAGAAUUGAUUAUCAAACGUUGCCUCCAAGACACCAUCCCGUCGACGAAACAGGGCUUAGAAGAGUAUAAAAAAGUGAUUGAAGCGACUGAAGACUUGGAGGAGAGCCUCUUUAAGGCGAAAAUCUUCACACAAGACACCACAUCAAUCAUCGACUACGCCAACAACAUCGAUAUUUUGUUCAUUAAUAAGAAAUGUCAGGAGUAUUUAGUUUCAUCGCAAGAGUUAAUGAAGAAGGAUUUGCACGAUUUCGUGGAAGUUGGGGAGGAGCAGGCUUGUCUUGAGCCCAAUCGGGGGUUCCCCCGUUGUGGCGUUUCGCGCAGUGUUGUCACUUUGUUGAAAUUCCUAGAGGAGAUUUUGACCGAAGCGGCAACGUCGUCGGAAGUGUGCGCUGGUCGUCUCAUCUACACUGUUAAGAAAAUCUGCAAAAACUACAUAAUUGUUGUACCAGAACAUCACAAGAAGUUUCUUCAAACUAUCCCCCAACAGGUGGCGCUUUUCUAUAACAAUUGCAUGUUUAUUGCGCAUAAUCUGUGCGAUUGGAGCGACACCUAUGUGACGAAACUCCCGCCGGUGCUUAAAACCGAGGCCAACUUUGCGGAGGAAGUUUUGCAACUCCACGAAAUCGCGACCGAGAAGUUUACUCUUUGUGUCAACUCCCAAAUGAAGCAAAUUGAGGAGAUUAUGAAAGGGUCUGGUUUGGGGUCGAGGCAGACUCUGGAGGUGGUGGAUGGGGCCACUGAGAAGUGUCUCAGACAGUGUUUGAGACAGCAGGAGUUGCUCAGGACGGUGUGGGUGAAAGUCUUGCCGUAUGAGGUUUAUAAUAAGAGUCUGGGGGCGAUUUUGAGCUCGUUGUGCGAUUAUUUGAUCGGUGUUGUUGUCAAAUUUGAGGAUAUUUCGUCGGAUGCGGCCGAGCAGUUGGUGGAGUUGUUCAAGAUGGUGCAGACUAGAGGACCGAAGUUGUUUAGUGAUGCGAAAGAAGUUGCGUUGUUUGUGGGGAGUUGGUAUAAGGUGAAUGAGGUGGCGUUUGUUUUGAGUGCGAAUUUGUUGGAUAUUAAUGAUAGGUGGGCGGAUGGGAAGGGGCCACUGGGGCUGCAGUUUAAGGCGGUGGAGUUGAGGCAGCUUGUAAGGGCGCUGUUUCAGAAUACGGAGAGGAGGGCGGCGUUGCUUGAAAGGAUUCAUGAUUGACUGGAGAGUUGCUGUUUUUGUAAAAAAAUUACACUCGACUGUAGGAUCGUCAAAAUCAAAUUUGAUUAAACCAUUUGGUAGAACCUUUCAUUGUACAUCUUUUUUGACAUACUUCAUUUUUACGUACGAUCCAUACUUUUCGAGAUAUUCACGUUUAAAAUUUCCAAAUUUCAAUUUGCGCGCUUCAUUGCAAUUUGUUAAGGUUGGUAAUAGUCGGCAUACGUACGCACAUUUGUGUAUUUGUGGUUGCAUCAGUUUUGGGAGUGUCAUGGAAGAUUUGACCGGGAAUUAAAACAACGAAUUUUCUUGACAAUUUUUUUUUUAAUUUUUUAUCUUUAAGUUUUGUCAUUUGAAACCAUAUUUUUGAUAAGAAAUUACUGACCAAAUAAAAAUUCGGUUUAAAAAUAAAAUUUUUUAGACGGACAAAAAGUUUAUCAGAGAACUGCGAAUUCUGAAUUUAAACCCACACUAUAUGUUUGUUUUACAUUUUUUAAACCUUCAACAUCGUAGAAAAACCAAAAAUAACCUUUGAACUUUGUUUAAGUUUACAUAGGCAAUUGACACACCAAUUUGUAUUACUGGUUGCCUGGUUUUCCAUAAUAAUUGCCAUUUUUGAUUUGUUGCUUGUUUUG